Molecule: messenger RNA, 684 nt
Organism: Zea mays
Lineage: Eukaryota; Viridiplantae; Streptophyta; Magnoliopsida; Poales; Poaceae
Source: RefSeq, marked validated
ACUAGAGCGAGAAGCGAUCAGAGCGAGGCACGGCGAGGGCGACGACAGAGCCAUGAGUUACCAGAAGGUCCCGGAGUCCUAUCCGCCACCAGGGUACUCGCAGCCGUACCCACCGCCCCAGGCUCCACCGCAGGGGCCUUACUACCCGCCGCCGCAGCAACCACCUCCGGGGUACCAGGGCUACUUUAACGACGGCCAGCAACCCUACGGCUAUCCGCCGCCGCAGGGUGGGUAUUACCAUCACGGUCACCACCACCAUAACGACCACCAUCACCAUCAUCAUGGUCACCACCACCACCACCACGAAGAUGAUGACUGCUGCCUUGGCUUCUUGAAAGGAUGGCUGGCCGCUCUUUGCUGCUGCUGCAUGAUGGACGAGUGCUGCUGCUGCUGCUUCUGACAUACAUGCACCUGAAGCUCGCUGUGUCUGGGCAUCGUGGCACGGCAACAUUUGAGUGAUUAUGGUUGCUGGAUAGUGUUUACUUGAAUUUUCUCUUUGUUAUUGUUCGUAAAUAAUCUGAAUAGUACAUCGUGUUAAUAAAAGGGUAUUUGCAGUGUUUCUUUCUGUGUGUUCUGAGCUGAUUGGUCGUCCAUGGAAAAGACCCGGAAUCCUUUCGUAGAUCCCUGUAUCGUUGAAUAACAUAUUUGUUUUUUUUUUCAAUAAUACCAGUUGUUUCCAUCGGA